AUGUCCGCCAUACCAAUCCUCUUUGCCGCGCUGUCCCUGUAUGGCGUAUGGCGAGUUGUGCGCAACUACUUCGUCCCGUCUGUCCUGGACAACAUUCCGGGACCUAAGUCGUCGUCGUUGAUCUCAGGGAACGCCGCGCAGUUGUUCGAUCGCGACAAUGCGGCGUUCUUGAAGAUGCUGAAGGACACUUACGGGCCCAUCUCCAAAUUCCACUCCUUCCUCGGUGCCAGAUGGUUGCACGUGUACGACGUCAAGGCGAUGCACACUAUACUCGUGAAGGACCACGAGCUCUACAGCCGCGGGGAAACCACCAACGCCUCCACCCAUCUCAUCCUGGGCCCGGGGCUGCUCGCAACGGAGGGGCUGCGCCACAAACGGCAGCGGAAGAUGCUGAACCCCGUGUUCUCCGCCGCGCACAUGCGGAACAUGACGCCGUUCUUCCACGAGGUCGUCUGCAAGGUGAGCGCGUCGCUGAACACGCGGGAGAGCGAGCGCACAGCUGACGACGGUGCGGAGCUGCGAGAGGCCAUCGACGGGCGCAUCGCGGCGGGCGCGAAGGAGAUCGAAAUCGCGGGAUGGAUGAGCCGCACGGCGCUCGAACUCGUCGGACAGGGCGGGCUUGGGCACUCAUUCGACCCGCUGACGGAGGAGAGCAGCGACAAGUACACCGAGGCGGUCAAGGCACUGGUACCGACUUUCAACACACUGGGACUCGCUCAGAUUGUUCUGCCUUACGUCAAGUACAUGGGCCCUGCAUGGCUACGCCGCAAGAUGCUCGAUCUCGUCCCGCUCCCGAAUGUUCAGCGCCUGAAGGCCAUUACCGACCUGAUACACGAGCAGUCGGUUGAGAUCUUCAACGAGCGGAAGAAGGCCGCGCUGCGCGGGGAGGAGUCCAUGUUGAACCAGGUCGCGGGAGGCAAGGACGUAAUGAGCGUCUUACUCAAGGCUAAUUUGGCAGCAGACGUCGAAGACAGGCUGCCGGAUGAAGAACUCGUCGCACAGAUGUCUACAUUCAUUCUCGCGGGUGUAGACACCACGUCGAACGCUCUGGCCCGUAUUCUUCACUUGCUAGCACUGAACCCCGAUGUCCAGGACAAGCUGCGUGCUGAGCUAGUCGAAGCUCAGGCGCAGUACGGCGAGAGGAUGCCCUACGACGAGUUGUCUCAGCUCCCUUACAUGGACGCCGUAUGUCGCGAGACGAUGCGCAUACACACUCCGGUUUCCUUCGUCCUGCGGGAGGCCCGAGAGGACACGAAAAUUCCUGUCACGGAACCGAUCCGCGGCGUGGACGGUAACAUGAUCACGGAGAUCGCGGUGCCGAAGGGCACGUCCAUUUUCCUGAACACGCACGCUUGCAACGGCAACAAAGCGCUGUGGGGUGAGGACGCUGAGGAGUGGAAGCCGGAACGCUGGCUCUCGCCGCUUCCGCGCGAGCUCGAGGAGGCCCGCAUUCCUGGGAUCUACGCCAACUUGAUGACCUUCGGGGCUGGCAGCUUCUCUUGCAUCGGAUUCAAGUUCUCGCAGCUGGAGAUGAAGGUCGUCCUCUCCACCUUGGUGCGGUCCUUCAAGUUUGACCUUCCCGAGAAGCCAAUCACCUGGAACUUUAGCGGAGUCAACUUCCCAACGAUGGACGGCCCGGACAAGUCAAAGCCAGAGUUGUUCCUGAAGAUCCAGCGUGUCGAAGAAUGAGGAAGGCAGAAGUGGAAAUACUUCCAUGGCGAGUGUCUGUGACAUUGAGUUCAUCUCCACGGCCCGUUUUCGUUUCACAUCGUUUCGUGUUCCGCACUCUCGUCGUAGUCUUUCCCCUUAGCCUCCGGACACCUUUACUGCCAUACGUGAUUAUUAUGUACCACAGCUAAUCGUUCAUGACGUCUCAGACGGUCUCUCACACUCCUUAGUAUAGUCGUAAUACAAUGCCG
Trametes versicolor FP-101664 SS1 is the source of this 1919-nucleotide messenger RNA. RefSeq names its product cytochrome P450. Gene Ontology annotation, molecular function: oxidoreductase activity, acting on paired donors, with incorporation or reduction of molecular oxygen; monooxygenase activity; iron ion binding. The record is from RefSeq and is a predicted model, not a curated record. The coding region runs from base 1 to 1689 and encodes 562 amino acids. Lineage: Eukaryota; Fungi; Basidiomycota; Agaricomycetes; Polyporales; Polyporaceae. The transcript has 12 exons.